AUGGUCCACUCCGUUUUGCCGACCUUAGCAUGCUAUGACCCGGGCAUGACGACCCCCCGGUUGGCCCCCUGGUUGGCUAAAAAUCCGCGCGCCACGCGCCCCCUCGAAUUCGGUCGCGAACAGCAGUUCGUGAUCAAUCCCAACGGCAUCCCCGAGCUCUGCGAGGAGCUGAAGGCCUGCCCGGCGCACAAGCCGACGCCGCUGUACGAGCUGCCGGCCCUCGCGGCGCGGCUGGGCGUGGGCGAGAUCCGGGUCAAGGACGAGAGCCAGCGCUUCGGCUUCGGCGCCUUCAAGGCGCUCGGCGGCGUGAUCGCCGUCGCCAACGUGCUGAGCAGCGCGGUCGGCGACGCCUGUCAUUCCACGCCCACCUUCGAGAGCGUGAUGAAAGGCGAGCAUCGUGAAAUCACGGGCAAAUUCGUCUUCACCGCCGCCAGUUCGGGCAACCACGGCCGGUCCGUGGCGGCCGGCGCCAAACUGUUUGGCAAUCGCUGCGUGAUCUUCCUGCCGAAGUUCACCAGCGCGGAGAAGGAAGCCGCGAUCCGCGCGAGGGGCGCCGAGGUGAUCCGGGUCGACGGCGACUACGACACCGCCGUCGCCGAAUGCCGCAACCGGGCCACCGUCAACGGCUGGACGAUCAUCUCCGACACGUCCUGGGAAGGCUACGAUUCGGUGCCGCGCAGCGUCAUGCACGGCUACUGCGUGCUGGCCCACGAGGCAGCCGUCCAGCAAGUGGGCCGCGGCGCCCACCCAUGUCUUCGUGCAGGCCGGCGUCGGCGGGCUGGCCGCCGCAGUGAUCGGCUAUCUCUGGGCGGUCUGCGACGAACGCCCGGUCUCGAUCGUGGUCGAGCCCGAGAGCGCCGGAUUGCUGGUUCCAGAGCAAUCUUGCGGGCAAGCCGACGCUGGCCAGCGGCAAUGCCGACACGGUGA
Ostertagia ostertagi is the source of this 927-nucleotide messenger RNA. The record is from the annotation of a GenBank genome assembly. Lineage: Eukaryota; Metazoa; Nematoda; Chromadorea; Rhabditida; Trichostrongylidae.